Messenger RNA from Aspergillus steynii IBT 23096, 1326 nucleotides. Its product is annotated as putative C2H2 finger domain protein. Gene Ontology annotation, molecular function: DNA binding. The transcript is spliced from 3 exons. Lineage: Eukaryota; Fungi; Ascomycota; Eurotiomycetes; Eurotiales; Aspergillaceae. Gene Ontology annotation, cellular component: nucleus. The coding region runs from base 1 to 1326 and encodes 441 amino acids. The record is from RefSeq and is a predicted model, not a curated record.
AUGGGCAAGAAGAGACGUGGACCCACCUUGGAAGAGGUUAUCGCUCGUCCGUGGUGCUACUACUGCGAACGCGACUUCGACGACCUCAAAAUUCUCAUAUCCCAUCAGAAGGCGAAGCAUUUCAAAUGUGAGAGAUGCGGACGGAGGCUGAAUACCGCAGGAGGAUUGUCGGUGCAUAUGAGCCAAGUACAUAAAGAACAGCUGUCGGCCGUUGACAAUGCGCUUCCUAAUCGAUCUAGUCUUGAUGUCGAAAUCUUCGGCAUGGAGGGUGUCCCGGACGACAUUAUCCAAACUCAUAAUCAACGGGUGAUGACCCAGUUCCAGCAAGCGGAGGCGGAGCGGCAGGCCGUGACGGGAAACCCUCCUCCAGGAACCGGCGCUGGCGGCCAACCUGCGAAGAGACCGAAACUCGAGAACGUGUCGGAUCUGAAGAAGCGAUUGGCCGAACACAAAGCCAAAAAGGCGGAGACUCGCACUGGAGGGAGCAGUGGCGAGGCGACCCCCGUGGGCGCGGGACAGACACAGAAUCUCGGUGGCUUUGGCCAGCAAGCUGCAAACGCGGCAGUCGCCCCGAACCAGCAGUACUCGUAUCCCCAGCCAUACGGAGGAGGUGCUGGCUCUCCUUACCAACAAACGGCAAGUCCAGUUUACCAAACAUUCUCACCAGGCGGGCAGCCGCAGGUUCCCCCUAGUACGCAAACACAGUAUACUCCUACAGGGUACUCGCCACAGUCGUUCCAGCCCACACCGGCACAGCCUGCGUAUGGAAGCACACCUUCUCCGUUCCCGCCCCAACAGCAUCCGCUUCCUCAGACAAAUACACCCCCCCAGGCCGCAGCUUCCGGGCAACGGCCUCCCAGCUUGCCGGCGGCCCCGAGUCUUCCCCAGCGACCCAUCGUUGGGGCGCCACCGGUCAAUGCCUACCAGAUGCAGCAGAUGCACAUGGGCCAUGCGCCACCCACACCUGGAGGUACGCCACAAGGUGUUUCCAAUGGUGACAGACCCGCAGGAACCGGAGCGACGCCGAUCGCAUCAUCCAUCGAUGACCUUAUCUCGGGAGCGGCCAAAGAAGCGGACCAAGCGGUGGCCAACACAGCACCCGCCAAGGAGGCGACCGAAGAGAAAACCAGCAAGAAAGACAAGUCCAAACAGGCCAAGUUGGUAUAUUCUGACAAUGAAACUAGUCCGGAGGAGAAGAUGGCCAAGUUGUCAAGGUACGCAUUCGUUCCUGACCGCCGCGGGGAAACGGCACUUGAGGAGCUUCCUUCUUCUACAGUAGUGGGAACCAUCCGAGAAUCGGACACGGUUGUCGACCCUACGGACUAG